Molecule: messenger RNA, 1611 nt
Organism: Dendrobium catenatum
Lineage: Eukaryota; Viridiplantae; Streptophyta; Magnoliopsida; Asparagales; Orchidaceae
Product: probable protein phosphatase 2C 44
Exons: 5
Coding region: 364-1284 (306 amino acids)
Biological process (GO): protein dephosphorylation
Cellular component (GO): nucleus; cytosol
Molecular function (GO): protein serine/threonine phosphatase activity
Source: RefSeq, a predicted model, not a curated record
GUCCUACACGCGUCGGGUGUGAUCAGAUAUUUAGCAGAGUCUCAAAGAGGAAGCUUCCGAGAAGUUGUGAGAUUCGGAGCAGACAAGUCACAAAAGUUCAUAAGCUCAGGCGGUCCACGCGCGUCAGAGAAGAGCCCAAAAGCUUCCGUUCUCUUCCAAUUAGCCAAGUAAUCAACGCAGCGAAACUUGGAGAUUACCGGCUUAUCGACCCAGGCUGCAUGUUGCUUCCUCUCAAGUUCUGCCUUUCGCUUCUCCUCCAGGGCAGCAGUAGUCGGUGGUUUAAGGGAGCGUGGCGCGGUCUUUCAAUCUUUUGGCCUUUGUUGCUUACUUUUGAUAGGAUUUGGGACUUCGGAUGAUCGGGAGAUGGAAAGAGAGUAUUCCAGUUCCAGCGCCGACCGGUCCUCCUCUUCGACUUCCCAACCUACAAAGAGAAGAUCCGACCUGCUUAACAUCUUUAUGAGUGCCGCAUGUCUAAAUUCAUCAUCAGCAGGUACUGGAAAGGGACAGAGUAGAUUUUCAAGUAAUAAAGUGAAGCACGGCUUCCACUUAAUUGAAGGAAAAUCAGGUCAUGAUAUGGAAGAUUAUAUUGUAGCUGAGUACAGAUAUGAAAACAAUCAUGAACUCGGCUUGUUUGCUAUUUUUGAUGGCCAUUUGGGAGAUGGAGUGCCAAGUUACUUGAAAGACAAUCUUUUCAAUAAUAUACUCAGAGAGCCAAUUUUCUGGUCUGAUCCUGAAGCAGCUAUAAAACAUGCCUACCAAUCCACAAACAAAUUUAUUCUUGAAAAUUCGAAACAACUGGGUCCUGGGGGUUCAACUGCAGUCACAGCUAUCGUUGUUGAUGGCAAAGAUCUGUGGAUUGCUAAUGUAGGAGAUUCCAGAGCUGUUCUAUGUGAAAGAGGAACAGCUAAUCAGAUCACUGUUGACCAUGAGCCUGAUGUUGAACGGCAAAAUAUUGAAGAACGAGGUGGUUUUGUGACGCUAUUUCCUGGUGAUGUUCCUCGUGUCAACGGCCAGCUUGCAGUUGCUCGCGCAUUCGGUGAUCAGAGUCUAAAGGCUCAUUUAAGUUCUGAACCUGAUGUACGACAUGUUCCUAUUGAUUCGACUAUGAAAUUUGUGAUUCUGGCAAGUGAUGGUCUAUGGAAGGUAAUCAAGAACAAUGAAGCUGUUAAUCUGGUGAAAUCCAUGAGAGAUCCACAAGCUGCGGCUAAGCGACUAACAACAGAAGCAUUAGCGAGGAAGAGCAGCGACGAUAUUUCUUGCAUAGUUAUUCGAUUCAGAUCUUGAUAAUGAUGAGUUCAUCUACACAGAUUAAUCCAGUUGAUGAGAUUCGGUUCAGCCUCCAUAGUUCAUAUCUAGAUGAAGUUAGUGAUUCUUUAGCAUCUCUUUGCUGGUGCAUUUGUAGAUAUUCUCCAUGUAUAUUGUGAUAGUGUUUGUUUGUUUGUUUUUUUGUUUUUUUUUUAAAUAAUAAAACUGGUAUUAGAUCUGAUCAAUUGCUUUGGUGGAUUCUGGAUCAGAUAUACUGCUAGGUUAUUUCUUUGUUCAGUUAAAAUGGAAGAUGGAUUACUAUAUAAUUCUUUUCAUAUUUACUCAAUGGGCUAAGUUUUCCUAUAA